AUGAUCCAUGUCCUUCACUCUCUCCUCGUAGCCCAGCUCCCAGCCCCCUCCCCGUAUUCCAGUCCCGCCCCCGUAUUCCAGCCCCGCCCCCGUAUUCCAGCCCCGCCCCCGUAUUCCAGCCCCGUCCCCCGUAUUCCAGCCCCGUCUCCGUAUUCCAGUCCCGGCCCCGUAUUCCAGUCCCGCCCCCGUAUUCCAGUCACGCCCCCGUAUUCCAGUCACGCCCCCGUAUUCCAGGCCCGCCCCCGUAUUCCAGUCACGCCCCCAUAUUCCAACCCCACCCCCGUAUUCCAGUCCCAGCCCAGUAUUCCAGUCACGUCCCCGUAUUCCAGCCCCACCCCCGUAUUCCAGUCCCGGCCCCGUAUUCCAGUCCCGCCCCCGUAUUCCAGUCACGCCCCCGUAUUCCAGGCCCGCCCCCGUAUUCCAGUCACGCCCCCAUAUUCCAACCCCACCCCCGUAUUCCAGUCCCAGCCCCGUAUUCCAGUCACGUCCCCGUAUUCCAGCCCCACCCCCGUAUUCCAGUCCCGCCCCCGUAUUCCAGUCACGCCCCCGUAUUCCAGGCCUGCCCCCGUAUUCCAGUCACGCCCCCGUAUUCCAGUCCCGCCCCCGUAUUCCAGUCACGCCCCCGUAUUCCAGUCACGCCCCCGUAUUCCAGUCCCGCCCCCGUAUUCCAGUCACGCCCCCGUAUUCCAGUCACGCCCCCGUAUUCCAGGCCCGCCCCCGUAUUCCAGUCCCGGCCCCGUAUUCCAGUCCCGCCCCCGUAUUCCAGUCACGCCCCCGUAUUCCAGUCACGCCCCCGUAUUCCAGGCUCGCCCCCGUAUUCCAGUCCCGCCCCCGUAUUCCAGUCACGCCCCGUAUUCCAGCCCCACCCCCGUAUUCCAGUCCCGCCCCCGUAUUCCAGUCACGCCCCCGUAUUCCAGUCAUGCCCCCGUAUUCCAGCCCCACCCCCGUAUUCCAGUCCUGGCCCCGUAUUCCAGUCCUGGCCCCGUAUUCCAGUCACGCCCCCGUAUUCCAGCCCCACCCCCGUAUUCCAGCCCCGGCCCCGUAUUCCAGUCCCACCCCCGUAUUCCUGCCUCGUCCCUGUAUUCCAGCCCCGCCCCCGUAUUCCAGCCCCGGCCCCUUAUUCCAGUCCCAGCCCCGUAUUCCAGUCCCGCCCCCGUAUUCCUGCCUCGUCCCUGUAUUCCAGCCACGCCCCCGUAUUCCAGCCCCGGCCCCUUAUUCCAGUCACGCCCCCGUAUUCCAACCCCGCCCUCAUACUCCGGUUUAGUUCAUCCUCAUAUCCCAGUCCGGUCCCAAUAUCCCGCCUAG
This is a messenger RNA of Procambarus clarkii (red swamp crayfish), 1305 nucleotides long. Lineage: Eukaryota; Metazoa; Arthropoda; Malacostraca; Decapoda; Cambaridae. The record is from RefSeq and is a predicted model, not a curated record.